AUGGACACUGUGACAGAAUCGGAUAUGGCCAUUGCAAUGGCGCUUAUGGGAGGUAUAGGUAUUAUUCAUCACAAUUGUACUCCAGAGUUCCAAGCCAAUGAAGUCCGUAAAGUGAAGAAAUUUGAGCAAGGCUUUAUUACUGAUCCAGUUGUAAUGAGUCCUUCACACACCGUGGGUGAUGUUUUUGAAGCCAAAACCCGACACGGGUUUUCUGGGAUGCCAGUGACUGAAACUGGAAAAAUGGGCAGCAAGUUGGUGGGGAUUGUCACGUCCAGAGAUAUUGACUUUUUGACUGAGAAGGAUUACACCACUUAUCUGAGUGAGGUAAUGACCAAGCGAGAUGAACUAGUUGUUGCUCCUGCCGGAGUCACUCUUAAAGAAGCUAAUGAAAUCCUGCAGCGCAGUAAGAAAGGAAAAUUGCCCAUAGUAAAUGAUAGUGAUGAGCUAGUGGCCAUCAUUGCAAGGACAGACCUGAAGAAGAACCGUGACUACCCACUUGCCUCCAAGGACUGCCGGAAACAGUUGCUGUGUGGUGCAGCUGUUGGAACUAGAGAAGAUGACAAGUAUCGGCUCGAUCUUCUCAUGCAAGCUGGUGUCGAUGUUGUAGUACUGGACUCUUCUCAAGGUAAUUCUGUGUAUCAGAUAAACAUGAUCCACUACAUCAAACAGAAGUAUCCUGAUCUGCAAGUGAUAGGAGGAAAUGUUGUAACUGCAGCACAAGCCAAGAAUCUUAUUGAUGCUGGUGUAGAUGCUCUCCGGGUGGGGAUGGGAUGUGGAUCCAUAUGCAUCACUCAAGAAGUAAUGGCUUGUGGCAGACCUCAGGGAACUGCAGUAUACAAAGUUGCAGAGUAUGCUCGCAGGUUUGGUGUUCCAGUUAUAGCAGAUGGAGGGAUUCAAACAGUAGGACAUGUGGUGAAAGCUUUGGCUCUAGGGGCCUCUACAGUGAUGAUGGGUUCCUUGCUGGCUGCUACCACAGAAGCACCUGGUGAAUAUUUCUUCUCUGAUGGUGUGAGGUUAAAGAAAUACAGAGGGAUGGGCUCGCUGGAUGCCAUGGAGAAAAAUACCAGUAGUCAGAAGAGAUAUUUCAGUGAAGGGGAUAAAGUAAAAGUGGCCCAAGGAGUUUCUGGUUCUAUUCAAGACAAAGGGUCCAUCCACAAAUUUGCACCAUACCUUAUUGCAGGCAUUCAGCAUGGCUGCCAAGACAUAGGGGCCAAAAGUCUCUCCAUACUACGUUCUAUGAUGUAUUCUGGAGAACUCAAACUGGAAAAGAGAACCAUGUCUGCCCAAGUAGAAGGUGGAGUCCAUGGUCUCCAUUCGUAA
Staurois parvus is the source of this 1320-nucleotide messenger RNA. Lineage: Eukaryota; Metazoa; Chordata; Amphibia; Anura; Ranidae. The record is from the annotation of a GenBank genome assembly.